This is a messenger RNA of Polyodon spathula (Mississippi paddlefish), 7618 nucleotides long. RefSeq names its product TBC1 domain family member 16-like. Gene Ontology annotation, cellular component: early endosome. The record is from RefSeq and is a predicted model, not a curated record. Bases 197 to 2590 code for a protein of 797 amino acids. Gene Ontology annotation, molecular function: GTPase activator activity. The transcript has 13 exons. NCBI's taxonomy places the organism in Eukaryota, Metazoa, Chordata, Actinopteri, Acipenseriformes, Polyodontidae. Gene Ontology annotation, biological process: activation of GTPase activity.
GGGGGGGGGGAAGCUGGGUUAAAUAUUAAAAACCAACGUGUCAGAGGUUACAGAACCGAAGACAAAACAGAAUUAAAAAAUAAAUAAAUAAAAUAAAUAAAGAUCUGAGUUUAAAACGGGGGGUUGCAUAAGGUAUAGAACAAAAUGGGAGAACGUCGCUGACUGGAUAAGUCGAGGUGUAAGAAUGAACAUUUGAAUGACCCAGCCCCCUGCUGUUCCUCCGCGCUCCGCACUGAAGCACUCGGAUAAUGGAAACAGGCUCCUGGAGAUGUCUCUGGGUCGGCUCCUGCGACGUGCCUCCUCAAAGGCCUCUGACCUCCUGACCUUUAGCCCUGCCUUUGGCGGCUCCCGCUCUAUCCUGGAUGGGGAGAUCAUCUACUCCAAGAACAACGUGUGUGUGCAUCCCUCAGAGCUGCUGCAGGGGCCCGCUGAGCACCACCCAGGGUAUCUGUGCAUCCACAUGGAGAAGGACGAGUUCCUGGGCGCCACGCUGGUCCUCACCUGGGUCCCCAACUCUCGAAUCCAGCGGCAGGACGAGGAGGCGCUGCGCUACAUCACUCCGGAGAGCUCCCCAGUGCGCAAGGCUCCGCGCCGCAGGGGCAGACACAUGCAGGGACACGGCAGAGCCCAGGCCGAGAGGAGGGAGCCAGCAAGGGUAGGUGAGGCGGAGCAGAUCCUGAGCGUGUCUCCCAGAGUGACUGAGCUAGCAGAUACCCCUUCCCUGGAAACCAGCUCCACACACACCACACACAGCGACUCAGGAAUCCUGUCGACAAUCAGUGGCGCCUCCGGAGAGGAGGAGGAGGAGCUGCCUGGGGACGGAGCCCCGGAGGCCAGGGAGGACGAGGGCUCGUAUGACCUCUCUGCUGACGACGUGAGCAGGGACAGCACCAUGGGCUCCGACUCAGACACCUUGUCCUCCCCCUUCUGCCUGUCCCCCAUCAGCGAGGCCUUGGGGGAGAGCAGCAGCGUCUUCCUGGACAACGAGAGCAGAGAGACAUGUGACGACCCCAUGACUCGCUCUGCAAGCUCCGCCUCCAGUCUAGACAACAAUGCCUCCUUCCUGGAGAACAGCAGCCAAUCACAGAACAGCAAGUGGGAGGAGCAACAGAAGGUGCUGGCACUGGAGCAGCUGUGUGGCGUCUUCCGCGUAGACCUGGGCCAAAUGAGGUCACUGAGGCUGUUCUUCAGUGAUGAGGCCUGUACAAGUGGGCAGCUGGUCGUUGCCAGCAGAGAGAGCCAGUACAAAAUCUUUCACUUUCACCACGGGGGUCUUGAUAAACUCGCUGAAGUGUUCCAGCAAUGGAAGUGCUGCAGAGAAACCCAGCUGAAAGAUCAGGUGGCAAAUGAGAAGUCAUGCAUGCAGUUUUCUAUCCAGCGCCCCAACCUGCCUUCCACAGAAACACACCCAGAGGAGAACAUGUACAGGCGGCUGGACGUCUCCACCUGGCUCAAGCACCUGAACGAGACCGGGCAGGUGGAGGAGGAGUACAAACUGCGCAAGGCCAUUUUCUUUGGCGGCAUCGAGCCCUCGAUCCGCGGGGAGGUGUGGCCGUUCCUGCUUCGUUACUACAGCUGUGAAUCCACCUCGGAGGAGCGGGAAUCGCUGAGAGUGCAGAAACGACUGGAGUACGAGGAGAUCCAGCAGAGGAGGUUAUCUAUGACUCCAGAGGAACACAAAGAGUUUUGGAGGAAGGUCCAGUUUACGGUCGAUAAAGACGUGGUGAGGACAGACCGCAGCAAUGAGUUCUUCAGAGGAGAGAACAACCCCAAUGUAGAGAUUAUGAGGCGUAUCCUGCUGAACUAUGCAGUGUUCAACCCAGAGAUGGGCUACUCCCAGGGGAUGUCGGACCUGGUGGCUCCCAUCUUGACUGAGGUUCAGGAUGAAUCUGACACGUACUGGUGCUUUGUGGGAUUGAUGCAGAACACCAUCUUUAUCAGCUCUCCCAGGGACGAGGACAUGGAGAAGCAGCUUAUGUACCUGCGCGAGUUGCUGCGAUUGAUGCAUCCUCGUCUGUACCAGCACCUGGUGAUGCUGGGCGAGGAUGGGCUGCAGGUGCUAUUCUGCCAUCGCUGGAUCCUCCUCUGUUUCAAGAGGGAGUUCCCCGACACAGAGGCCUUGCGCAUGUGGGAGGCCUGCUGGGCGCACUACCAGACAGACUAUUUCCACCUGUUUAUCUGCGUGGCAAUUAUAGUGAUCUAUGGAGAUGAUGUCAUCGAGCAGCAGUUGGCAACUGACCAGAUGCUCCUCCAUUUCAGCAACCUGGCCAUGCAUAUGAACGGGGAGCUAGUGUUGCGCAAGGCCAGGAGCUUGCUUUACCAAUUCCGCCUCCUUCCCAGAGUCCCCUGCAGCCUUCAUGACCUGUGUAAGCUGUGCGGGCCGGGCAUGUGGGACAGCCUCUACAUCCCGGCAGUGGAGUGCUCAGGAAACCACCCCGGAUCAGAAAGCUGCCCGUACGGGGGCAUCGUGGAGGUCCCCUCCCCCAAACAGGCCAGCGAGGGCAAGAAAGGCUCCAAAACACGAGACAUCUUCAACUUCCGGCCCCUAUAUUGGAUUUUGGUUGCCAAUAUAAUAAACAUCGGACAUUAAGGGUUUACAAGAAGGGAUCUGGUAAAUAAAAACCGACAGGGUUAUUCACACCCAGUAUUUUGUAUUUGUUUUGUGUUUUCAAAGCACAGUAUUUGGAUAAAUGCACACAAAAGCAGACUUACAAUGACCCACAACAGUAUUUUACUGAUAUUUUGUUGUGUUGCAUCUGGGCUUAGUUUUCUAAGAGGGAAAAAAAUAAUAAUUUUGCAUAAGCUGGAACAUGAAGACAAUAUACAAAUGUAGAUUUAGUUCAGUACAAGGUAGUUAAGAUUUGGGUUAAAGUUUUUAAAACACUAAUAUUGUCACCUCCAUUUAUGACCAUAUUUCAGUAAAUGAUAUAUACUUAUAUAAAUAAUUGCAUAACUAGAUUGUUCUAUAUUUAUUGCACAUCAUAUGGCCCUUGCAUGUACUUCGAUAUAAAAAGGAGGACUGGGUUUUUGGGCCUCUCAAAAAUAUCUUAGAGCCGAUGUAAGGAACGGUUUGAAAGUUACAAUAUGUAACCAAAAAUAAUGAACAAAUUUGAAAAAUGUGAUCCAGUAAUUACUCCAGAGAGUAUUCCCAGGAUUUAAACAUUUGACAUGGAGGUGAUUUAGUGAAGUGUGCUGUACAGCUGGGUCAGCGUUUUGCAUCGGAGGUCCACACGAGGAUCUGGUUUUCACAAACUAUUCAAAUACAAUGGCUGUGGACUGCAUGAAAUUCCAUACUGCUUUAGAUUGAAAUGCCACUGCCCUGAAACGUGCAAACCACUUUCUGCUGUAUUUUUCAUUUCAUUUAUUUGUUAAUAAAGUGGGUUGGUUGUUAACUCCCCUGGGAAAACACCUCUGGGAUUAACAGUUCUACAGCACUGUGGUUUCCAGCAUCAGUUCCACUCAGAUAGUAUUUCCAACCAGAUCCUUGGACUUAUUUAGGAAUUCAUUGGACUUCAUUGGAACAAAGUAGUGGACUGGACUGGAAGUACAGGCCCUAGUUCCAACCAUACCCUAGAUUUUGAAUUGAGCUUCCUAGAACCUUGUUUCAACAGGUCUUUAAUUUGUUAAUUCAGUAUCUAAAGUCCUGAAACCGUGUAAAUUUGUUCGCAAUGUUCUAAAAGUUAUUUUUUUUGCACAUUAUUUAGGCAGAAGAAGGUAAAAAAAAAAAAAAAAGCCACAACAAAUUAGUCCCCUGAAUAACAUCUCUCUACAGGAAAUACAGUGAUGUGUGUUCUAAUUCUGAGUUUCCUGUUAUCAUGAGGAACGGCGUACACCUCAUAGGUAGAGCAAUUGCUGGGUAAAUGUGUCUUUAAAAAAAACUGCAGUACAUAGUAUAGUACUGUUUUAUGUGAUGUAGGAAAAUAAUCUAGCACAGGGGGUGGGGAUGUACCAGCAUUUGCCAAAAAUCAGACCGGCUGUGAAUUGUAAUUGCAGGGAAACUUCAGUUCUAAAACACUGACUUUCAUGUUCACUAAUUGGUUCAUUCACGGUUAUGUUGACAGUGAAUUGUACAAGUACAAUAUUUUGCUUUAAAGAGCCCUUCACUAAUGCGUUAUUUUCAAUAUUUCAUGUUUAUGUGGAAGAUACCGCUAUACCUGCAAACGUUUUGAUUGAGAUGAUUGAAUGAAUAUGAAUAUUUGGCGGCACCUCAGUUGUUGACGUCAGCAGACACUUUCCAUAAGGAGCUCUCAAUACCAGCAAAGACCAAAAGUUGAAAAUACAGCUAUGCUAUUUGAACCUGUGCUUGCAUUUUUAAUAGUCCUUGGAAUUAAAGAAAGAAGCUUGUGUUGAGUCUGGAUAAACAGGUUUUUCUCAUUCUUUUAAAGGCACGUCUCCUUUCUUUUUUUUUUAUAUUUUCUAUAAGAGGCUUCACAGCCCUUUACAGGCUUGUAAAGGCUUAGAUUUAUUGUUUAUUGAAACCAAAUCCACCCUAAGGUGUGGUUUAAGACUUUACCCUUUCAGAAUCGAAAUGUGUUUUUGUUUUAGUUUGUCUCUAAUUGACUUUUUGCAUGUGGUAAACUCAUCCAACUUGGCUAGCCGAGUGGCCAGGGAUUGUGGAUGACGUGCAGAGCAGCUGCAGAGCCCAGCUCUGGGCUGGAGGGACUUUUCUGCCUGAGGGAGUUAAAGCCAGGCUGAUGUAAAAGGCCGUUUCCUGGGGAAUGGGGAGUGGAGACUGCAAUGGAAGAGCACCUUUCACAGGAGACACCAGGGAGGUUAUUAGGAUAAAUUGCAAUUAACUCUUGUGCUUUCUAUUUACAAGGAAAUAAACUGAUGCUUCCUUGACUCUUUAAAAGGCCAUAUUAAAUUUGUGUCACAUUUUAAAAUAAGUGGCCACUGUAUGAGUUCCAGUGGAAUAGCCGGACAUUAUGGAAAUUCUUUUGUGUCUACAUAACUAGAUUAACUGCUAAACGAUAAAUGCAAAACCAUUUGAAAUGAUACAGCCAUUUCUUAAGUGAAAGCAGUUCUUUCCUAAUGUAUGCCUCGCUGGUUUUGGCAGAAGCUUUUUCUGUAGGAAGAAUCCUUUUAAUGAGCCUGAAAACUGACAAGCAUUUCCAUCUGAAAAGAAAUGUUAGGAUUACAGGGUGGGGAGAGUUUAACGCGCCAUGCAAAAACCGAGAUGAUCUGAUCUGUGACUGCAGAAUGUGAGAUAGGAGAGGUACGGAUGGAUUUAGUGGCUUCGCAGUCCUGUCCUACACCUUUAUAAUGCUAUUCAAAUCUUUCUCUUCAGAUUAACCUUUAGACCUUAACCUAGACCACAUUCCUUUGCCUUUCACCUUAGAAAGCAAACACACAAUAUAGUGGUACAGCAUGAAGUGAGAAGACGCGGACCCUAGAGCACUGUGGGAAGCAUGAUACCAAGAUUGUAUUGUAUUUGACAUGGUUCACUAAGCAAUUGAGGGCUGUCUGUCAAGCCCUCAUCUUUCAAGGGUACGACAUAGUUGUUGUAAAUAAAAAUGCCAUUGCAUUUAAAAGAAAAGUGUCCUCUUGCAUUGUGAUAGCUUUAGAGGUCAGUAAGCAUCAUUCUCUGCUAUAGGGGUACUAAAAGAGUGGUCGAGGGUCUGUCCAAAGAAACACACAGACCUGUUUUAUCAGGAAAACAACUUGUAAUUUCGCACAUUUGACAAAAGAUAAACUGCUUCUUUCACAAGUUAAAAGAUACCACUUUACAUUCAUUUUAAUUAAUAUGUUUGUUGUAAUUUAACCUACCUGUUUUAUCUUGCUUUAAUAGUAAUGUAUUAUAGUGGAGAAUGACACACAAAGCAGUUCUUAUACAUAAAGAGUAUUUCACAAGUAGCCUGGUCAGAUAGGAGAGGAGGAUGGUAUAGGAGAUUGUGGUUUAACCUUUGAAAUUGGCGACCGGACAUUUCAAACCACAAGUGUAUUCAUGUUGAUGAGGACAUGAUGCUGUUAUGUUGUUACAAGGGUAUGUUGUCUUGUCUUUAUUUUCACCGCCAAGUCAACAGAAUGAAAAAACGAGCAAACUAAAACUUAUUCUCUCAAAGAGACAAACUGUUAUGGUGUUGCAUCCUAAUACUCAACUGGAGUGACAGACUGCAACCGUAGCUCAGCUGAACUAAACUGUACCUAAAAGUCUUGAAGAUUUAAGAUGGAAAUUUGUUGAUUUUUAUAAAUUUUGUUGGUGAGCUAGUUUAGACACCACAGCGAAAAAAAAGACAUUAAAUCAGAACCUCUAAAGAAAUCACUUGACUGAAACAUGGAAGGAUGAGGCACCAAGACAAUGAGCCUCUCAUUCUAAAACUGGAUUGCUUAACAAGAGACAAGAGUAAUGUUGAGCAUUUAUGUAAGGGUUUCCUUCUUGCACUUUUCUUAGGUAUUGAUCUCCUGAUAACAUACAACACAAUCCAAUUGCGCAAAUGUGAUAAAACCGAAUCCAUCCAAAAUGUCAGUCAGAUCAUUUAAAAGUAGGAUACCAUGUAAAGAACCCAGACACACUGAGAAGUAUUGCUUCAUCAUGUAUACACCAGUACUGUGUGCCUGAGAUCUGACAGGCAUUACCACACAUGUACUGCGCUCUCCCUUCACUAUUAUUCAUUUGAUGUUAACAGAAGGAAGGCAUGAGUCACAGUAAACACUGAAUGAAUUGCUUUUUUUUUUUCUCCCAAAGAGGGAAAGACAUGUUUACCUCAUUCCCAGCUGCUGUGGAGAGACAGCCCCUGAAUGCAUAUUGGCUUUCAGAAUACUCCAGAGGUAGCUGUUCUAGCCCAAUAACACUGUACACAUAUAUACCUGCCAUAGCACUGCCAAUAGUGUACAAGACCACCAUGGGCAGUCAAAAUCGCAUUCAGUAGGGCAAGGCUACAUGGUGUUCUGGAUGUCGACAUAAACAUUCCUUAAUUACUGUGUCUAAUUCUUUUCAUUAUGUUUUGGGAAUGGAAAUGUGUAACAAAGUAUCCAGAAGGGACCACAGAGUCAUCACUUUGUAGACUGUUCUUUGUGAAAGAUUAGUUAUUUGUGGAUGUGGAAACACCUGCCAAUUGAGCACCUACUGUCAGUACUACCUUGCAACAGGGAGGUGCAUCUUUUAUAAGUUACAGAAUGAAUUCAGUUGUGUUAAUGUGCCCAUUUACUCUACAUAGCACAGGUGUUUCUAAUUGUUUACAACAGCAGCUCAGUGGUAAUGUCCGGGUCUGUUGUGGAAAGCUUGUUUGAGUUCCCCUCACACACUCCUCCAGCCCUGCCCAAAAAUAAUCUUGGCAAGCUUUUGUUUUCUAGUCUCAGUAUUAAGUGGCAGGUAAAUAACAUUUGCGUAGCUGGAGCAAGACAGGGAAUUUGAGCAAAAAAUGAUCCGUAGGGCUGUAAUGUGAUGUUGCUGAUCAGUUUCACAGACAUUUUCAGUUCGCCGUGAAAAUUGAUUCAGCAGCUACUAACUGAUACUGCAGCCCGUGCCGCUGCAACAUCUGUCACCUGGGUUUGUGAGAAUGUUUCUGAGAGUAAACUCAUUUCAAUGUGUGGUUUCUGCAUGUGUUAUUACCUUUCAAGGAAUGUUGUGCCUAGAAUCAUUUUACUUGCAUUAAAGUGACUUGAGUUAUUGCAGAGA